AUGGGGGCUUAUUACGACGAAAUCGAAAUCGAAGAUAUGGCAUGGGAUGAGGUAAAAGGUGUCUACCAUUAUCCCUGCCCCUGCGGUGACCGCUUCGAGAUCUCUCGCAAGCAGCUUGCCAACUGCGAGGAUAUCGCGACAUGUCCGAGCUGCAGUCUGAUCAUUAGAGUUGUCUAUGAUCCACUUGAUUUUGAAGACGAAUCUCCAGAUGACGAGGGGUCUGCAUCGCAGGAAAGUGAAGAAGAUGAGGAGGAAGAUGACAAUAGCGACGAUGACCAGUUCGAGGAUGCUCUUGAGAAGCUUACUCUGACAGAGCCAUCGGCAGUGUUGGUUGCAGCAGCAGCAGCAUAA
Messenger RNA from Suillus plorans, 351 nucleotides. RefSeq names its product zf-CSL-domain-containing protein. Gene Ontology annotation, biological process: protein histidyl modification to diphthamide. The transcript has 2 exons. The record is from RefSeq and is a predicted model, not a curated record. NCBI's taxonomy places the organism in Eukaryota, Fungi, Basidiomycota, Agaricomycetes, Boletales, Suillaceae. Bases 1 to 351 code for a protein of 116 amino acids. Gene Ontology annotation, molecular function: metal ion binding.